AGUUAAGAAAUAUUUCAUCAGAUGUUCAACAAGAAAAUCCAAUGCCUGAUGAUCUUGAAGACACAAUACAAGCUCUUAAUCUCUCUUGUCUUAUAAUAGUUGAAGAAGUUCUCAAUAUUCUUGAAGAAAAUGUAGUCUAUAAAGUUUCUAAAGAUGACCAAAUUAUUGAUGAACUCAUGUAUUUUUUCAAAAAUAAUGAAGAAACUAUAGAUUUAAAUGAAACAGAUAACAGUCAUGAAAUUCCUGUUAUUAGUAUUAGCAUUGCAGUAUCUAGCUUGGAAACUAUCU
Messenger RNA from Cetraspora pellucida, 288 nucleotides. Lineage: Eukaryota; Fungi; Glomeromycota; Glomeromycetes; Diversisporales; Gigasporaceae. The record is from the annotation of a GenBank genome assembly.